This is a messenger RNA of Leptinotarsa decemlineata (Colorado potato beetle), 1285 nucleotides long. RefSeq lists its product as uncharacterized. The record is from RefSeq and is a predicted model, not a curated record. NCBI's taxonomy places the organism in Eukaryota, Metazoa, Arthropoda, Insecta, Coleoptera, Chrysomelidae.
GCGAUACAAUAUUAUUAAGAAACUUGAUUUCGAGAACUUUCUCGUAGAGCACAUCAUCGAUGCGGCUCUAAUUCAAGAGACGCAUCUGAAGAAUGAAUCCGUUGUCAUUCCAAAUUACAAGUUCAACCAUAGAGAACGUGUUGGACGUGCUGGUGGGGGAGUUGGCAUUCUUGUCAAACGAUCCCUCCAGUGUGUCCAAUACGGCAUUGACAGUGCUCGGUUAUACGGAACUGAGGCAGUAGGGGUCGAAAUUCGACUGAGUCGGGGUUGUCACAGAUUAAUCUCUGUCUACAACCCUCUGAGAAAUCUUUUACUCCCAGAAUCACAGGAUGAACUGCUGAUGGGUAGUGAUAUUCUGACAACUGCUGCUGGCGACUUCAAUGCCAAGUACGGACUAUGGAGCAGAGCCACCAAUCGAAACGGCCAAGCGCUCCAUGCACAUGCUGACAGACAUGAAUAUCUCGUGCUGGGACCGGAUGAACCUACGUUCUAUCGCGGGCAGUAUAGGCCUGACGUACUAGACAUCGCGCUUCUCAGAAACGUCUCUCUGACUAGCGAAAUUUACGUUCAGUCGGAACUGGAUUCCGAUCAUAAUCCAGUAACCCUGGUAUUGGGUGAUGAUCUUCCUUCCCCUGAUUAUUGCAUGAGAUAUAAGACGGAUUGGGAUAUCUUCACAGCUCAGCUCGGAGAGAUGCGCGCCCCUCCUGAGGGAGACAAAACAGCGGCAAACAGGAUGGCCAAUCGAGUAAAACAGGCCAUCAUUGAUCACCGAAAUGAGAGGUGGGAGGAGCUGUUGGAAACCAUUGAGCCUGGGAGUGACGAGCUUUGGCGAAUCACUCGUAGACUCAAAGGAAAGAAGGCAGCUCCCUCACCCAUUCACGGAGAGCGCGGAGCGUGCUACUCCCCCGCCAACAAAGCGUUGGCUUUUGCUGACACGAUGGAACGUCAGUUUCAACUUAAUGUUGACGACAACGACGACAUCGACCGCGAUAUUCUGCUUGAAGAUCGGGUUCACCGCAUCCUCAGGGAGGAUGAUGAUGAUGUCAUUGGUCCGGCUUCUGUGGAAGAAUUAAAGGGCUAUAUCAAGGCCGCAAAGGCCAAGAAAGCCCCGGGGAUGGCUAGAAGAGCCCAACCGGAAGACGGGACAGGACAAAUUGGAUUUGCAAGAGUUCUCUUCUUCGCUUACACUAGUCGCGAGGUCGUUAGCAUCGUGACCGACGAGUUCGUAAGGUCAGGGGCAGGAAGCGACCGGCGCCCAGAACCAAUCACUGCACCAGGUUACUGA